Molecule: messenger RNA, 987 nt
Organism: Plasmodium gaboni
Lineage: Eukaryota; Apicomplexa; Aconoidasida; Haemosporida; Plasmodiidae
Product: putative leucine carboxyl methyltransferase
Exons: 6
Coding region: 1-987 (328 amino acids)
Biological process (GO): methylation
Molecular function (GO): methyltransferase activity
Source: RefSeq, a predicted model, not a curated record
AUGAAUUCAUCUAAUUCCUCAAAACAUAAUGUUCAGAAUACAACAUACGAGGCGGCUAGCAGUAAAUUAUCUGCUGUUCAAUUAGGAUAUUACGAUGAUCCAUUCUUGAAACAUUUUGUAAAAAAGAUAGAGACAAGAAGUCCUUUAAUAAAUAGAGGUUAUUAUGCCAGGGUAGCUGCUCUAAGACUGUACAUUGAACUUUUUUUUAAAUCCAUAGAUAAUAAACAAAACAUUCAAGUUGUUAACAUCGGUUCUGGUUUGGAUACUACCUUUUUUUGGAUAAAUCAAAAAUAUCAUGACGUGAAAUACUAUGAAAUCGAUUUUUACGAGUUAUUAAAAGAGAAGACUUAUAUAAUUAAAAAAUAUGCAGAAAUGAAAAAUUUUUUAAAAUAUGAAAAAGAAAAUGAAGAAAAAGAUGAGGAUCUUAUUAAUUGCGUGAAUUAUAAAAUGGUUCCUCUUGAUUUAAAUGAUUCAUCAUCCUUUGAAAAAAUAUUAUUAUCAUAUAAUUUUGAUUUUAAUAAACCUACCAUAUUUAUAUGUGAAUGUGUUCUUAUAUAUUUAGAAACAGAAAGCAGUGAUAAUUUAAUAAAAAAGUUGAGUGAACUUAUGAAAAAUACAUCAUGUAUAAUUGUAUAUGAGCAGGUGAAUCCUAAUACAGCCUUCGGAAAAGUGAUGAUAGACAAUUUUAGUCAUAGAGGUAUAAAUUUGAAGAGCAUUUAUAAAUAUUACAAUUUACAAUCACAAUUAGAAAGAUAUAAAUCUUUAGGUUGGGUUAAUGUAUAUAUAAAUGAUAUGAAUGAAAUAUAUGAUUACCAUAUAAAUAUUGAAGAAAAAAAGAAAAUUGAACGUAUCGAAAUGUUUGAUGAAUUCGAAGAAUGGAGAUUAUUACAAAACCAUUACUUUAUAUUGGUAGCUUUUAAUUGUUAUAAUAAUAUAAACUUAGAAGACUUAAAACAAUUUUUGACAUGUCAAAAAAAGGAAAAAUAA